Messenger RNA from Dreissena polymorpha, 1917 nucleotides. Its product is annotated as acetylcholinesterase-like. Lineage: Eukaryota; Metazoa; Mollusca; Bivalvia; Myida; Dreissenidae. The transcript is spliced from 3 exons. Bases 1 to 1917 code for a protein of 638 amino acids. The record is from RefSeq and is a predicted model, not a curated record.
AUGGAGCAGUUGAACCAGCGGGGAGUUACUGCGUUAGGAAAUAUUUCCGGUUCUAUUGAGGAAGUGACAUCAUACAAUGAUACCGGAAAUCCGUCAGUCAUGUUCUUCGCGCAGUACUUGGGCAUUCCCUACGCCGAACCUCCCAUCCGUUUCCGGCGACCUGAGCCUAAAACUCCGUGGGCGGGGGAGUACAACGGGACGUACUACCGUCCGGCAUGCUCCCAUCAAGGCGACCCGGCUAGGGUGGGCACAUUUCACAUGAAGACUGCAAUGAUGUCCGAGGAUUGCCUAACGCUCGAUAUAUACGCACCAAACAGCACUAUCGUUAACCAGUCGUCACUUCCGGUGCUGGUUUUCUUAUACAGUUCACCAGGUUAUUCCAGCGCUUUCGCUGCCGAUGUUCUGUGCACGGUAGGGGACGUCGUGGUUGUGGUGAUAAACUUCCGUCAAGGUAUGCUGGGUUUCUUCAGUCUCGGUAGCGAAGCGGCGUCCGGGAACUACGGGUUGUUUGACCAGCAGAUGGCGCUACAGUGGAUUGCAAAGUACAUACAUAGUUUUGGCGGGGACCCCAAAAAGGUGACGCUAGUCGGUCAUUCUUUUGGAGCCUCGAACGCCAUCUAUCACACGCUGUAUCCGGGAAACAGGGGCCUCAUCCACCGAGUGGUCGCACUGAGCGGCACGGCGCUGCUACCUUCGGGUGGUAAAUCUUAUGUGCGAAACUCUAUUGAAACGGGUGUGCUUGAGGAGAUAGGCUGUCAGCGGGCGUCAGAUGCAGAUAUAAUGAGCUGCCUUCGAGGAAAGAGUCUAACCGACAUAUUAAACGCCUUAGACAAAAAGUCGUUCACGUUUGGACCCUCAGUUGACGGCACGUUCCUGCGCUCUGAUCCGGAAGUCAUGAUGACCGACCUGGCGAAGGAUGACAACUCUACGGAGGAGCUUGAAUUCCUGAACGUAGAUCUGAUGCUUGGCCUGAACAACAUGGAGGGCGGGGCGCAUGUUGCGCUGCUGUAUGCGGAGCGUUUGAACACCACGUACAAUGAGUUCAAUGUAAGCAGGGCGGACAUAAGGAACAUCGUAGUUCCCAUUGCUAUAAAACGGACUUUCGGUAGUAACAUAUCGCAAGCUAUUACACAGACCGUUAACUUUCAAUACAACGACGUUACUGGCACUGACGAUCCCCAGCGUCUACGGAAGCGCGUCGUUGACCUCUUCACGGAUAUAGACGUCGCGGCGCCGCUGGUUCGAACCGGAAACGUUCACGCACUGCUGGGGCAAGGUAGCACCUACCUUUACCAGUUUUCGGAGCCUUUGAAUCUUACGCAGGCGCCUGUUUGGUUGUUGGGAGCAAACCGCGCCGACGACGUCCACUUCCUGUUUGGAUUCAGUGAGCGUGGUCUGCAGUAUGUGAACCACGUGACGGGAUUCACGCCAACCGUAAAGCAGAGGGCGCUGUCAACAAGGCUCAUCAAAAUGAUCGCAAAGUUUGCGAAAACAGGAAAUCCAAAUCCGCUCAGCGCCGCUGGCGAUCCUCAGUGGCCUGAAUAUGACUCCACGAGUACGACGUACCUAGACAUCUCCGCAGCGCACGUGACCCCUAAACACCACUUCCGGGAGCCAUUCAUGACCUUCUGGACAAGCGUGGUACCGGAACUGCUCACAGCGACCUCGCAGAACGCGACUUCUCCGCUUGUGUGCCCUAAGGAAAUCGGUCACACGAUUAAAGUGAACUUAGUCUCGGCUGAAAACAUCAUCAUCGCUCUCUCCAUUGUCUCCUUCUGUCUGCUAUGCGCCUGUGUGUUGCUCGUCUGCUUAUCGGUAGCUAGGGAGCCGACAUUGUAUAGCAACAGCAAAUACGCGGUGAUGAAGACCCCGAACUUGAGCGAGACCCCCUCUAUUUCCGGCCCGAGCGACAGCUGA